AUGUCCGAAUCCCAGCACGAGCUGUGCGAUAAUACAACUUGCCGCUUAGUCAACCAUUUCCCUCAUUCUCCAACUACUCUUCUUCCUCUCCGAUCCGCUCGAUUCCGGACGACGGCCAUGGCUGGUAACGGAUCUCCAGCUCCAUUCACCACCUGCAAUCACCUGCGCCAUGUAGAGUCAAUGGCCACUCUGCCCUCCGGUGCCGGCGCAAUUCCCAGAUUGAAUGCUCUCAUCCUCGGCGAGGCCCUUGCUUCCGAAGAAGAUGAUCUCGUCAUCCCAAGCCAGGAUUUCGCCGCGCAGGCCCACGUUCCCUCCCCCGCCAAGUAUCUCGAGAUGUACAAAAGGUCUAUUGAGGACCCCGCUGGAUUUUGGUCCGAUAUUGCUUCCCAAUUUUACUGGAAAGAGAAAUGGGGUCAUCCUGUUUACUCUGAGAAUCUCGACCUUCGCAAGGGGAGAAUCAACAUCGAGUGGUUCAAGGGUGGCAUUACCAACAUCUGCUACAACUGUUUAGAUACGCAUAUUGCUGCUGGGAAUGGUGAAAAGAUUGCUAUCUAUUGGGAAGGCAACGAGCCUGGUGCCGACGCUACCUUGACUUACAAUCAACUCCUGCACAGAGUAUGCCAGCUUGCUAAUUACUUGAAAGAAGUUGGCAUCCGGAAGGGUGAUGCUGUUUUGAUUUAUCUACCAAUGCUUGCGGAACUUCCCAUAGCUAUGCUUGCAUGUGCUCGCAUCGGCGCUGUUCAUUCUGUAGUUUUCGCCGGAUUUUCUUCUGAGUCUCUGGCCCAGAGAAUCAUAGAUUGCAAGCCAAAAGUUGUAAUAACUUGCAACGCUGUUCGUAGAGGGUCCAAGGUUAUCCAUCUGAAAGACAUAGUUGACAGUGGACUGGCAGAAUCUGCCCAGAGUGGGGCUGUUGUAGAUGUGUGUUUGACCUAUGAAAAUGAGUCAGCUUUGAAGAAGGAAGACACGAAGUGGGUGGAUGGAAGAGAUAUAUGGUGGCAGGAUGUUGUUCCUAAGUAUCCGACUACUUGUGAUGUUGAAUGGGUUGAUGCAGAAGAUCCACUUUUCUUGCUUUAUACCAGUGGGAGUACUGGAAAGCCCAAGGGAGUGUUGCAUACAACUGGAGGAUACAUGGUGUAUACUGCUACCACAUUUAAAUAUGCAUUUGACUACAAGCAAUCGGAUGUAUACUGGUGUACUGCUGAUUGUGGUUGGAUUACUGGCCAUAGCUACGUUACGUAUGGUCCCCUACUGAAUGGAGCAACAUUAGUGGUUUUCGAAGGGGCCCCUAAUUAUCCUGAUUCUGGACGUUGCUGGGACAUAGUUGACAAAUACAAGGUUUCUAUAUUCUACACUGCUCCCACAUUAGUGCGAUCUUUGAUGCGUGAAGGAGAUGAGGCAAGAUAUGUGACCCGAUAUUCUCGGAAAUCAUUGCGAGUCCUAGGCAGUGUGGGUGAACCCAUUAAUCCAAGCGCAUGGAGGUGGUUUUUCAAUUUAGUUGGAGACUCACGAUGCCCCAUUUCGGACACUUGGUGGCAAACAGAGACUGGAGGCUUCAUGAUCACUCCUUUACCAGGUGCUUGGCCUCAGAAACCAGGUUCUGCUACCUUUCCUUUCUUUGGUGUCCAGCCUGUCAUAGUGGAUGAAAAAGGUCUUGAAAUUGAAGGAGAGUGCAGCGGUUAUUUGUGUGUCAAAAGCUCUUGGCCGGGGGCAUUUCGAACGCUCUAUGGGGAUCAUGAAAGAUACGAAACAACAUACUUUAGUGCCUUUCCUGGCUACUAUUUCAGUGGAGAUGGUUGCAGCAGGGAUAAAGAUGGUUACCACUGGCUCACAGGCAGAGUAGACGAUGUUAUAAAUGUCAGUGGACAUCGGAUUGGCACUGCAGAAGUGGAAUCUGCCUUAGUUUCACAUCCUCAGUGUGCUGAAGCUGCUGUUGUUGGUGUUGAGCAUGAGGUUAAAGGACAGGGGAUAUAUGCAUUUGUUACCUUAGUCGAAGGCAUUCCUUACAGUGAUGAUCUCCGGAAAAGUCUUAUAAUGACUGUGAGAAAGCAGAUUGGAGCCUUCGCAGCCCCCGACAAAAUCCACUGGGCUCCUGGUCUUCCUAAGACAAGAAGCGGAAAGAUAAUGAGACGGAUUCUAAGGAAAAUUGCUUCCAGGCAAUUAGAUGAGCUCGGGGACAUCAGCACACUUGCAGAUCCUGGUGUGGUUGAUCAGCUUAUAGCACUGGCUGAUUGUUAA
Molecule: messenger RNA, 2235 nt
Organism: Striga hermonthica
Lineage: Eukaryota; Viridiplantae; Streptophyta; Magnoliopsida; Lamiales; Orobanchaceae
Source: the annotation of a GenBank genome assembly